Botrytis cinerea B05.10 is the source of this 790-nucleotide messenger RNA. RefSeq lists its product as hypothetical. The record is from RefSeq and is a predicted model, not a curated record. The transcript is spliced from 5 exons. Lineage: Eukaryota; Fungi; Ascomycota; Leotiomycetes; Helotiales; Sclerotiniaceae. Bases 15 to 494 code for a protein of 159 amino acids.
GAUUGAAUUAUAAAAUGGCAUCACAAAAGAAUGCCUCGCAUGCAGAAGUGUGGGAUGAUUCCACACUUGUAGACUCAUGGAAUGAAGCUCUACAAGAAUAUGAGAAAUACCAUAGUAUCCAUGCUCGGGGAGAGAAAGUUGAGGAUGUAUUAAACGCGUUCGAGAACCAAAGUAAUGGAGUAGAAGGGGCGAUGAAUGAGGAUGGCGGAGAAGUUGUUGAAGAACCUCUGGAGGAAAAUGUUGUCAUGCAAAGCGAGUUUGAGCAAAUCGAUGACCAUACCCAAGCAGGACCUAAAGUUGAUGACCAGCCCGCACCAAAAGCGACCAAAUCUAGUUCAUCGUCUUCAAAAGCUCCAAUAUUUCCACCACAGUUGAUUGGUCAAGUUCACGAUGAAAAUCUUAAAAAUUUACUGAUGUCUUGGUAUUAUGCUGGCUAUUAUACUGGAUUGUAUGAAGGCCAACAGCAAAAACAAGAACCAAGUAAGAGUACAUAAUAAGUAUAAGGCAUAGGAUGGAUCCUCUAUGAGGAAACUAUUAUCACUACUGCGACUAUCUGUGACACGGAUAGUUUGAACCAUCUGAUCUUAUUCAAGCCGAAUCAUUAAGAUUGGCAUUGGGAUGAAGUCCGAGCUGUGCCAUGUUGUGCCGUUGUGGCAGAUAUCACAUCCGUCAAAAGCAUAUGAGGGAGGAUCUCAUAAUAGCUUGUACUUCACGGAAGAACCAAUGUUACAGCAGGUAUAAGAGACAUAUAUUAUGUGGUUUCAUGAUUGACAACGGGUACCAUACAUCA